Molecule: messenger RNA, 967 nt
Organism: Gossypium arboreum
Lineage: Eukaryota; Viridiplantae; Streptophyta; Magnoliopsida; Malvales; Malvaceae
Product: universal stress protein PHOS32
Exons: 5
Coding region: 194-727 (177 amino acids)
Source: RefSeq, a predicted model, not a curated record
CGGUUUCAAAAUUGAAACACGUAAUUCAUGCGCCUGUCUAUGGCGGCUACAAUUCAAAAGUUCGGUCUCGUAUUUCAAUUCAUCAUCUUCCAACAACGAAACUCUAGCAAAUCAAACAAAAUCCUGGAAAACCCGAAUUCAGAAACGAAAACAAGAUUUCUAUUUUCUUUCAUUUUGGGAAUUAAUCAACGAAAUGGAGACGGUGAUGGAAGAUGAAGAGUACAAUUACAGAGAAGUAAUUUUGCCUUCGCUGGUCCCAGUAGUCCCAGAGCCAGCACUAGAGAGGGAAACAGGGGAGAGAAGGAGAGGCAGAGAUAUACUCAUUGCUAUUGAUCACGGCCCCAAGAGCAAACACGCCUUUGAUUGGGCUCUUAUUCACUUCCUCAGGCUUGCUGAUACCAUCCAUCUUGUCCAUGCUGUUUCCAGUGUCAGAAACGAUGUGGUUUAUGAAAUUAGUCAAGCUCUUAUGGAGAAGUUAGCGGUCGAGGCUUUUGAGGUUACCAUGGUGAGGACUAAAGCUCGAAUAGUCGAAGGGGAUGCCGGUAAGGUAAUUUGCAAGGAAGCAGAGAGGUUGAAGCCAGCAGCAGUGGUUAUGGGAACUCGUGGUAGAAGCUUAAUUCAAAGUGUAUUUCAAGGAAGUGUAAGCGAGUAUUGCUUCCACAACUGCAAAUCCGCACCCGUAAUAAUCGUACCUGGGAAAGAAGCUGGAGAUGAAUCACUGAUAUAGUGGCAAAGGCAAUGGUUAACUUGAGAAACCAUUAGUCAUGGAAUCAAUUUGUUUGCUUGUAGCACUGUAUGUAAAGAUAGAUUGCUUGGUUGUUUAUCUGAAUGUUUGCAUGUUAUGGCUGUGUUGCUUCAGAGCCUCUUAUCUAGUGUUACCAUACGAUAUAUUGUGUGUAAUUUUAUCGGUAUUUGGUAUUUUGAUUUUUAUUUCCCGAAUUUAUGCAUCCGAAGUUGUCAUCAAGAA